Boleophthalmus pectinirostris (great blue-spotted mudskipper) is the source of this 5021-nucleotide messenger RNA. Its product is annotated as protein MTSS 1-like. The transcript has 16 exons. Gene Ontology annotation, molecular function: phospholipid binding; actin binding. NCBI's taxonomy places the organism in Eukaryota, Metazoa, Chordata, Actinopteri, Gobiiformes, Gobiidae. The coding region runs from base 399 to 3008 and encodes 869 amino acids. Gene Ontology annotation, cellular component: cytoplasmic side of plasma membrane; actin cytoskeleton. Gene Ontology annotation, biological process: adherens junction maintenance; positive regulation of actin filament bundle assembly; plasma membrane organization. The record is from RefSeq and is a predicted model, not a curated record.
GAGGCAGUGCGUGACUCCAGCGUCGGCGUUUACCUCAGUCACUUGGCAAACUCGGAAUAACCAUUACUGCUUGAUUUUUCCGGACUUUCUUUUCCUUUUUGCACCGUGAGCAGAUGUCCAGAGGUGUGCAGAGGGGUCAGCGAUGGGUUUUAGCGGGUCUCUGCGGAGGGGAGACGGGGAUUUAAAUGCCUCUCCUCGUCUUUAUCGCUCCUUUUCUUAGUGAAUGGCGCUCCACUAAAAAGAGUUUUGUAUCGCCGUUUGCGUUCGUGUCUGUAAACUUUACUCUUUAUUACACGCUAGUUACUCCUUUUCUUCAGUUUUAAGUCAUAUAUAUUUGUCGGUGAUCGAUCGGAGGUGGCGAUUAGAAGCGAGGGCUGACCGCUGGAGUCGUCCCGAAAAUGGAGGUUGUGAUAGAGAAGGAAUGCAGCGCGCUCGGAGGACUCUUCCAAACUCUUAUCGCAGACAUGAAAAGCAGUUGCCCAAUUUGGGAGGACUUUAUCACCAAGGCUGGCAAACUACAGUCUCAACUCAGGGCGACUGUGGUUGCGGUGGCUGCCUUCCUGGAUGCCUUUCAGAAAGUGGCUGACUUGGCCACCAACUCACGAGGUGGAACUCGAGACAUCGGGUCUGCCCUCACCAGGAUGUGUAUGAGGCAUCGCAGUAUAGAGGCCAAACUCAAGCAUUUCUCAAUGGUGUUCAUGGAGGGUCUGGUCGGUCCUUUGCAAGAACAGAUGGAGGAGUGGAAAAGAGGAGUCAACUCUUUGGAUAAGGACCAUGCUAAAGAGUAUAAGAGAGCCCGCCAGGAAAUAAAGAAGAAGUCUUCAGACACACUCAAACUUCAGAAGAAAGCAAAGAAAGGUCGAGGAGAUUUUCAACCCCAGUUGGACAGUGCGAUGCAGGAUGUCAGUGAUAAAUACAUUCUGCUAGAGGAGACGGAGAAGCAGGCUCUGAGAAAGGCUCUGAUUGAAGAGAGACAGAGGUUCUGCUUUUUUGUAGCCCUGCUCCAGCCGGUAGUGGAUGAGGAGAUUUCUAUGCUGGGGGAGGUCACGCACCUUCAGGCCAUUUCUGAUGACCUCAAAGCCUUGACCUCUGACCCACACAAACUCCCAGCCGCUAGUGAGCAGGUGAUUCUUGAUUUGAAGGGCUCAGAUUUUAAUUGGUCCUAUCAGACUCCGCCUUCUUCUCCAAGUUCCACUGUGUCCAGAAAGUCCAGCAUGUGCAGUAGUCUGAACAGCGUUAACAGUAGUGACUCCAGGGGCUCUAGUGGGUCCCACUCUCACUCUCCUUCCUCCUCUUCUUCCUCCUCCUCCUCACAUCACCUUUUCCACCUCCAUCACCCGCGCAACCGGUACCGCAGCUCCACGCUCCCCCAGCCGACCCCAGCGCGCCUCUCCAGUAUCUCCUCCCACGACUCGGGCUUCAUCUCCUCCUCACAUGACCAGUACACAUCUUCCAAGUCUUCGUCGCCCAUGCCAGCUGAAACAAAGCCCUGUCCAAGCUCCAGCUCCUCUGAGGUGUCAGAGACUGGACCCCUUCACAGUGACUGCCCCUCCACUCUGAGCGCUGCUACUGACACUCAGCACACUGACCAGAUGUCCAAUGGGUAUGACCACUGCAGCCCUGCGAGCUCCCCAUACCUACACAGUAACGGGUCGGGCACUGCCUUUCCGUUUUACCCUCCGUCCUCCCCCACCUCCACCUCCUCCCCCUCUCGCUCAUGGUCCCGUCCCACCUCCGCCCUGCUGCCAGAAUACCCUCAUUAUUGUACUCUGGGCUCCCCUAUGCUGCCAUCGUCCCGUGUGCCCAGCUGGAAGGACUGGGCAAAACCAGGGCCCUAUGAUCAGCCAAUGGUCAAUACUUUGAGGAGGAAGAAAGACAAGGAACUGCCAACUGUAACAGACUCUAAUGGAAACCAGAGUGUGAAUCACAGUGAAAAUGGCUCUGCACCCACCCUCAUGUCACCGCCCCCUGCUGCACCAGUGAUGCCACAACCUCCACACCACUCGAGCUCGGCAGAAGAGGCCAACAGGACACUGGCCUCACAAUUCAAGUCUGGAGAUUUCUUGCCACAUGAGGAACUUGCUAUGGCUUUAUCACGAGGUCUAGAUUUGGACACUCAGAGGUCCAGUCGAGACUCAAUCCAGUGCUCCAGUGGCUACAGUACCCAGACUAACACACCUUGCUGCUCUGAAGAUACAAUACCUUCACAAGUUUCAGAUUAUGACUAUUUCUCAAUGGCUGGGGACCAAGAGGCUGAACAGGCUGACUACGACAAAUCAUCUACUAUCCCGCGCAACAGUGACAUUGGCCAGUCCUACAGACGUAUGUUCCAGACGAAGAGGCCUGCCUCGACAGCUGGUCUGCCCAGCACACAGGCUCCUUAUCCAGGCCAUGGAGGCUAUCCUCCUACACCCAUGCACUCAGGGCAUUAUCAGUCCAAUGGGACUUAUCCAUCCACACCCACAGCUUCUUGUAAUCAGGGCUAUUACUCUGGAUCCAGUACCCAUAAUGGCACAUACUCUUCAGGCCAUGGUCCUGUUAUCGUUACCCCAGGGGUAGCCACAAUCCGCCGAACUCCAUCUUCAAAACCCUCGGCCCGGCGCUCUGCCUCUGUCACAGGCACUGGCCCUAUUCCCAUCCGCACGCCGGUCGUCCCAGUGAAAAUCCCCACAGUCCCGGACAUAACAGCCGCUGUCAAUGGCAACAGAGGCACAGAAGAAAUGGAGAGAGGGCGAGGAGAUGAGAGCCCUGAUUAUCCAAUGUAUCCUUUAGAGGAGACCAACCCUCUUCAGAUGGUGUCCUGGAGCGGCCAGGCUUCCACCAACCCCCCUGUCACAGCUUUGGCCAACCAUCAUCAUAUGCAGAACCAUGCGGGUGCAGAGGAGGGAGCUGGAGAGCUGAUGGAAGAGUCAGGAGAAAAUGAGGGCAACAUGCUUGUUGCUAUUCGUAAAGGAGUCAAACUCAAGAGGACUCUGACUAAUGACCGCUCAGCCCCUCGCAUUGCCUAAAUUCAUCAAUCAGAAAGUGAACUGUUUGAGAAGGGAACUCUUUUUCCACUCAUUGUUGUGCGGGGUUAGGUUAAAAGCUUCAGAUAAUGUAUUUAGAUGUGAAGACUGAGUUGACUUCUGUAAAUAUUCAAAUGUUUAUUUGCCCAUUAAAAUGAAGAACAAUUACUUUUUCACAUGAACAGACACAAAAAAAUCAAGCAUUUCAAAUAGUCGCAAACACAGUAACACGUGUUUAUAGAAAACUGUGAGCAAUAAAAGGACACUAAAACCAUUGACCACUGUAGCAGUAUAACACAGUUUACUUUUUAUUUAUGAUUUUUCCAUAGCCACAUGUGCAACGUGAUGUUUUCUUUUCACUUUAAAGUAUGGAGUUUAUGUACACAAACAUGUUAACUCUCAUUGGUGACAGAGUGCACUGUCACUGAGACAAAUGAACUUAUUGUCCUCCUGCUGUCACUGAGGGCAGUAACUGGGGCCAGAACAAAGGUGAUAUUGUGUGGCAGACUCGCAGGAGUACUGGAUGUGGGAGGUGCCUUGGACUUCUGACAGCUCACCAAAUUUGAACUGAUGUUUUUGGGAUGGCUGUGAAAAAGCCUUGUUCAACGGCAGCAGCUGAAGUCUGUCACAAACGUGAAUGUUAAGAGCAGCAGUUAUCACGUGCUACUACUCAUCGCAAUUACAACAAAAAUGAGACAGUGUGCCAAUGUUUCACACCACUGACACCUUUACUUUAUGUUAUCUUUUUGUUUUAAUUUGUAAAUAAUUUAGUUUUGUUUCUGUGUCUGGAGUAUAUGGAUGCUCCUACCGUCCCUUGAGUGCCAUUUCAUCUAUUUCUCUAAAUGCUACAAACAUCACAGCCAUAGUUUAUGAUCACAGCUCUCCUCUAAUAAUUGUUGUCCCUAAACACUAAAUUCAGUUUGCAUUAUACAUGCUAAAAGAUAAAGACAUGUAACAUAGCUUAUGUCAAGAACACAGCUAAAGGAUGUUUUAGAUUUUUUUAAGAAAUAAGCUGCAUUUUGUUAGUUAUACAUUUUCAUCAAUGUAUGUAGCAUGGAUUUUGAGUUAUUUUUUUAUUUGUCUCAGAAACCACUCUUGUUUAUUCAAAAGGCUGGGUGCCAAACAGGUACUCAAAAGCAAGGCAAUCAUAUUUCUGUUCAUAUUCAUGGGAGUUAAUAAUUCUAACUUGUGAGACAGUGGCCAUCAUUGUGAAAAUGACAGGGCCAAAAGCAGUUAGUAUUUCAGUUAGUCUGAAGUUGAAUUGCAUUUCAGUUCAAGCACUGUGAGCAUGUGGCCAUGUCGAGGUUUAUGAAAAUGUAAAUAUUGUUCAGCGAAAAACAUGUUCAGUAACACAUUUUAAUUUAUUUUCUUGAUUGUCUUGCAUUGAUCUGCCUUCAUCACUCUUUAUUUUUAUACUUUUUUCAUUCACAAGAAAUGUUUCUUUUUACCAGGCAUGAACGUUUGAUGUGAUCAGAACACUGAUUAUUCUGCAACAAUUCAGCUGAUGUCCUUAAUUUCAAAUUUUUUUUAGCAUCACACAUCUAUGGUGCACAUACAUUUGCUAUAGUUGUCUACAGAUAGAAACAGUGCAUUUAAAUUAAAUCAAGAACCUUUUGAAAACAGCAUUUAAAGUAUAUAUAACUAAGUUUAUUACAUGCCUCAGAAGUUAUUGUAGUGGACAUGACUCUAACAAAGGAUGUGGUUUCUCUGUUAGACCUUUAAAGAUAACAAAGUUGUAUCAGCAGUAUAUUUACACUUCUAGUAAAAUUAUAUAUUAUAUAAAAGUUGCCAAAUGUCAGCAUAUAAACGUCACCUAUAAUAUAAAUAAAAUAAGAAUAAGAUUAUAGUUUGUGCGGGUGUGAGGAAGAUUGAAUCUGUAUUCUCUAGUUUAGUCUCUGUGUCUUCAGAGGAGAGUUGAUCUCUCUGGUUGGUCCCUGUUCAGUUUAAAAAAAGUAUGAAAUGUUAUUUUUGUUGUGUAAUGACAGCCUUAGCAAUACAAUAAAACAUUAAACACUU